AUGGCUGAAGAAGAUAUUCCACAAAUUUUCCAAAUACCCGAUGAUUUAUGCAGACGGGCAGGUAUUGCAGCUACUUGGAGAACUGGGAAUAAUCUUGGAGUAUUUGCUCACAAGCAUAUCAAUGUUUAUUCUGGAGAUAAAAAUAGUAAUUUUUACCCGUGUGAUAGUCAAGUGCAUUUUCUCGGACCAGAAAUAAUAUUAUUCAACUCAAUACUCCGUAAAUUAGUAAACGAAAGUAACGGUAUUUUUCUUUCAAUAAGAAAAAUCCAAAAGUCUAAUUUCAACGAAGUGAGACCAGAACUUGUACGACACAGCAAACAGUACCGUUCUAUUUUAAGGGCUUGCGUCGAAAGUUUGCAAGAUGCAGCUGAGAAUAUUUCUGAUGAUCGAGAACUGUAUGAAAAUUUUCUCACUAUUUUUUACAAUGUUGAAUGCGUUUGGCACUUGACUGAAAUUUUGUACAUUGAUACCCUCCCAGGCGACGUUGUACUUCCUCAAUUAUUAGAAUGGGUACGUUUUCAUUUUCCAUCCCGCGAACUGGCAGCGCUAAAAAUUUUAUCGAAGAAAACAAUCGGCGCCGAAUUAGAGAACAUUAAUUACUGGGAAGCUGUAAUAGGUUGUGCUCUACAUGGUAAAUUAGACAUUGUGUGCGCACUUUUGUCUUUCCACACAAAAGCCGAUCAUCCGGCUUUCGUAACCGCUACUCAAGCUCUCAAAACAAUGCCAGUUUACAAUGUUUACGGUGGGUACUCUGUUAAUGAAUUUACAAUGCGCUGGAAGCACUGGCAAUCCGAUUUGAGCUCAAACCUCGAGUACAAAACCUUUAUUAUCGAUCAUAAUUUGGAAGAGCUCAUGAGAUUGAUAUCUGGUGACGAAUCAACAUUGUGGGAAUUCGCAAAAUACACAGAAGCGUGGUACGAACUUGUUGCUGCGAAAUUGCUCUACUCGUCGCCUUGCUGCAAACAACCAGAGCUUGCGCAACACGCAAAUAACAUUGCCGAGCGCUGGCAAGCUGGAAGAAAUUUAGAUCACAUUAUUCUCGCUCUGAUGGAGAGCGAUUUGUACAAAGUUAUUGAACAGAUACAAUAUAUGAAUGACAAUGGUUGGUUUGCAGCUCAUCUCACUGAUUUACUGUACAGUUGCGAGAAACUUAAAAUAAUGGAUGAAGAACAAGCAAAUGUAACAGCACAAUUACACGAGUCACUUUUGUUGGAUUACGGAAGUACAUUAUUCAGUCACUCGUCACUUUGGCAAUGCGGGGCAAGUUAUCUCGAGCACUGUCCAACAUCUGGAUUAGCUCGAUUAGAAGCAUUAUUGCAAUCCAUUCCUAUGGGAAGUGAAGCAAGAAUUAACAAAAUAAUUAAUGUUGCUCGUAAUAAUGAUUUAAUUAAUGUUGUGAGAAGUUUGUGUAAAAUACAAGGAAUGAAAUCCAUUAGACGCGGAAGAAUAGGAAAUGCUUUAGCCUGGGCUAUCAAAGCGCAAGACGGUGCUUUUGCUACGUACAUUGCCGAUGAAUUUCUUAAACAUUAUGUUAAUGAAAGUAAAAUUCAGUGCAAAGAUCUUUUAGAAAAUUUAGGAGCUUCUAUGUUGACCAGUGACCGUUUAACAUUUUUAGGAAAAUACUGCGAAUUCCAUCAAAUGUAUGAAAUAAGAGAAUUCAAAGAAGCCGCGCGAUUAUUAAUCGCUCUGAUAAUUUCAAAUUUGACACCGAAGUAUUUCUGGUCAACACUGUUGACAGACGCGAUUCCACUUUUAGAAAGUGAUGAAGUAUUGUUUUCAAGCGAAGACACAUCCAUACUAGCACGCUGCGUCGAAGCACACGGUGACGACCCCAAAUUCGAAGAUAAACUUGAAAUAUUCCGGUUAGCGGUCGCGAGAAAUCUAGCACGUGCUUUGAAUCUCGAAGGCUGCGAAAAGGAUUAA
This is a messenger RNA of Cotesia congregata, 1923 nucleotides long. Lineage: Eukaryota; Metazoa; Arthropoda; Insecta; Hymenoptera; Braconidae. The record is from the annotation of a GenBank genome assembly.